AUAUGCUGAAAAUGCUGCCUCGGGCUCUACUACUUUUAAGUAUAAUGCUAGCGGGUGGCAACCUGGCACAAGAAUUGCCAGAUUAUGUGCUACCCGAUUCAGUGCCCUUGAAAGCUUACAGAUGGUGAUUCGUUCGACUACAUCGUGGUGGGAGCGGGUGGCGCGGGGGUCCCGGCAGCGGCGCGACUGGCGCUAUCCGGCGCUAGCGUUCUGCUGGUGGAGGCCGGCGGCAACCCCAAUCUGAAUACUAGGAUUCCCGGAAUGUUCUCGACGCUACUCGGUUCAGCUCUAGACUGGCAGUACCCAACCGUCACUAAUAACAUUUCAUGCCUCGCAUAUUCGGACAAACAGUGCCGCUUUAGUCGAGGAAAGUGUCUUGGCGGAUCCACCAGCAUCAACUUCAUGAUGUAUGUUCGAGGUAACCACCGGGACUACGAUGAGCUCGGUAUCGAAGGCUGGGCCUGGAAAGACCUUAAACCCUACUUCCUAAAGUAUGAGGGCUUGCAGGACUUGAAUAAGUUACCUCGUACCUCUAUUCCCUACCACAACACUAGCGGCACUAUGAAAAUAGGAUUUUUCGCUAACUCUGAAAACAGUUGGCAUUCAAGGACUAUAAGAGGUUAUAGAUAUCUAAAUUUCCCUUUCAACUAUGAUGUAAACGCUAAAUCACAAAUCGGAAUAUCACAAGUAAUUGGAUAUGUGAACGAAGGCGAGCGCAUGAGCACGGCGCGAGGUUACCUGACACGCGAUGACGUCAAAUCGGCCUUAAAGGUGACCAAGAACACGCACUGCACCAAAAUUAUCCUAGACAACGACAAUAAUGCUAUAGGAAUCAAGGCGGUGGUGAAAGAUGAAAACCAAAACCGAACACUUCAACUCUACGCGAGGAAAGAAAUUGUUCUUUCAGCGGGUACGAUCGGAACUCCGCAAAUUUUGAUGCUUUCUGGUAUAGGGCCGGCGUCUCAUUUAAACGAUCUUGGCAUUACUGUGCGCGCUGAUUUACCCGUAGGCGUUAACCUAACUGAUCACGUGUUUCCCCAGAUCUACGCAUCAGUAAAUCCUGACACGUCAAUGUCUUCACAAAAUGAGUCCUUGGAAAGGUGGUUGUAUAAUCGCACAGGGCCCCUCGCCUCCAUCGGGAUUACCGACUUAACAGCAUUCCUAAACACACGGUGCUAUGACGUCAGCCAACAGACACUCAUUUACAACAGCUCCAACUGCGAAAUACCUUCCAUGCAAUUAGCCCAUUCAUACCUCGACGUUGGAUUAUUUCAAGCGAAUUUCGGCUUGAACGAGGAUAUCGCGCAACAGCUUACUGCCGAAAACAAAAAUAAGUCCUUAAUUUUACUUGGCCCUUUGGUGCUGCGGCCAUUUUCACGCGGCAGCAUUCGGCUCGCCAGCAUUGAUCCUUUACAAAAGCCAUCUAUUUUUCCAAAUUACUUAGCUGAUAAAAGGGACGUUGAUGAGAUGCUGCGCGGCAUAACAAUCAUCGAGCACUUGAUGGAAACACCAGAGUAUAAGGUGCAAAAUGCGUUUAUUGUCCACCUAAAGCUGCCUGACUGUCCCGAGUACGAGAAUGACCGUAAAGGGUACUGGAGUUGCUACUGUCGGCAUAUGACAACCUCGUUGCUCCACGCAGUGGGUACUGCGGGGCUGGGCCCGGUGGUGGACCCACAACAGCGCGUGCACGGUGUGAAGCGCCUACGAGUGGCCGACCUAAGCGUGCUGCCGGAGGUACCGCGCGGCAAUACUGCCGCCGUCGCCAUUGCAAUUGGAGAGCGCGUCGCCGACUUUGUCUUGAAAGACGCCAAUAAAUACCUAGUAGAUUGAUAACCUAAAGUGUCAUUUUUUAAUAUAUUUAGAAUUGAAUAAAAAUAAUUUAUUCAUAUUUAAGCACAAACACAAAAAUUUGCGUUUAGUACGUUUUAACGUAACUAAUUAUUUUAACAUUUUGUAAGGAUGUAGCCAAUUGCGAUAAUGGGAAAACUGCCCAACUAUUGGCAAGGAAAAAUACUUUUGGGCAGUUUUCCCAUUAUCGCAAUUGUAUUGCCGAUAUAGGUAUCAGGUAAGCUAAAUCACCAUUGUAGUAUGUAUUGACACAAUUGUAAUAUUAUCAACAAAUGUAUAAAUCAUAAUUAGUUGUCUGUCAAACUUUCAUUAACAGUUAGUAACCUUGAAUUAAUACACUCACAUGUUUGGAUUUAUUCACUUAAUCCUAUAAAAAUGUAUUAAAUGAAAACUUAUAUCAUUUUAUAACCUAUCAGAAAACAUCACAAUUUUAUUUAUUACAGGUUUGACACCUAAAAAAUACUUACCUGUUUUCGAAGAAUUAUCAAAAAGCGGAUUUAUAUUUUAUAUUUAAAUACAAUUUUUUUAAACGAAA
Messenger RNA from Cydia pomonella (codling moth), 2383 nucleotides. RefSeq names its product ecdysone oxidase-like. Bases 262 to 1830 code for a protein of 522 amino acids. The record is from RefSeq and is a predicted model, not a curated record. Lineage: Eukaryota; Metazoa; Arthropoda; Insecta; Lepidoptera; Tortricidae. The transcript has 3 exons. Gene Ontology annotation, molecular function: flavin adenine dinucleotide binding; ecdysone oxidase activity.